AUGGAAUUGAAACCAAAUCGUGAGACAUGCAAGUACCUUCCGGACCAUGUCGUUUUUGAAAUACUCUUAAAACUGUCCGUCAAGUCUUUGUUAAGGUUUAGGUGCGCGUCACAGUCAUGGCGCUCUUUCAUCUCCGACCCCCACUUCAUCGAAACACACGUCAACGCCCAAAGACACCGGAGACUACUAACUAUUUCCCCUCUGCUUGGUAAUCGUCUCCAUUCCAUAAAUCUAGAACCAACCAAGGCAACCACCAUUAAUGAUAUUGAAGCACUGAUGAUUACUGAUAUUUUGGAUACAGAGGAUACAGAGCUUUGUGGUGUGUGGUUGAAAAUAAUUGGUUCGUGUAAUGGGUUGCUAUGCAUAAUGUAUCAGAAGAUAAAUAGUUUCCGUGGCUUAUACAUAGUAAAUCCUUCGACAAGAGUCUCCAAGAAAGUGCCAGAGUUCGAUUUCUGUGAUUGGAUAACUUAUGAUAUACAUGGAUUUGGCUAUGAUCACAUCGAUGAUGAUUACAAACUGUUGAAAGCAGACAAAGACAACGUACACAUAUAUUCACUCAAAACCAAUUCUUGGAAGAAGGCUCAGUCAGGUUUUCCUCACGAUUACUACGAACCUAUUGGGACAUCUCUGAACGGAGCCAUCCAUUGGGUCUGUAUUGAUCCAGAGCAGCCGAAGCUAUUAGUGAUCGUUGGCUUCAGUUUGGCGGACGAGAAAUUCUGGAAGAGUCCUGUGCCUGUCGGGAAGUUUCCAAUCGAAUUAGGGGUGUUUAGAGGAUGUCUUUGUGUGCUGAGUCCUCGUAAUAGUUUUUGGGUGAUGGAGGAAUAUGGCGUGACAAAAUCUUGGACUAAAGUUGUGAUUGAAACUCCAUAUUUGAAUACCAAGGAUUUGGUUUUGCAGAGGAGUGAUGAGUUAUUGAAGAAUGAUGAACUAUUGUUUGAGAUAGAUUCAGGCAAGUUUGUUUUAUGGAACAUGAGAGAGAGUACGAGUAGGGAUUUAAUACUUCCAGGAAUUCAAGAUGCAAGUGCAUACACGUUUUUAAGAGUAGGAGGUUAUGUGGAGAGCCUCAUAUCACCCAUCAUGGGUGUUUGA
Messenger RNA from Cornus florida, 1089 nucleotides. RefSeq names its product F-box/kelch-repeat protein At3g06240-like. The coding region runs from base 1 to 1089 and encodes 362 amino acids. The transcript has a single exon. The record is from RefSeq and is a predicted model, not a curated record. Gene Ontology annotation, molecular function: protein binding. NCBI's taxonomy places the organism in Eukaryota, Viridiplantae, Streptophyta, Magnoliopsida, Cornales, Cornaceae.